AUGUCGCGACAAACAUCAGGGAGUGCGGGUCGAUCGCAACACUAUCAACUGGUCUCUCCUGGCACUCCAGCUGAUCCUCGUACCAUGAGUCAAGUCAGUCCAGGUUUCGUUUUUAACAACAAAGACCAGUUGAUCGAAUCCCUACGCACACACCGUGUCAACACCAUUACGGAGCUACGCCGCAUUGAGAAGAUAUUUGCCUAUCUCGAUUCUGCAGAAGUCACAGAGCCCAUGACCACUGCGUGGGCUCAUUAUGUCAAUUCUAACAAUCUCCUCAAUGAGCUGAGAGGUCUCACUCGAAGGUACCCCUUCAGUUCAGAAUGCCUUGACGAAGCGAAAUCUAUGGUGGUGCGAGACCCAAACAGUGUUCGCAGCUGGAACUAUUGCUGGUUGGUACUGGUGAAGAUGGAGAGAGAAAACCUUGUUACCAAGCAUGCUCGAGCUCUUGCAUCGAAAGCAAGCACAUGGGGUGGCCGCCGGCCUUCUGCCGCCGAAUUCGACCGGCUUGUCAGUGCAUGUGUGGCAGAAUGGACCCAAGCACUCAGGCAGAUGCUCCGGCAUUGGGACAAACCGCCCAGCACCACUGGAAACUAG
Exophiala spinifera is the source of this 594-nucleotide messenger RNA. RefSeq lists its product as uncharacterized. The record is from RefSeq and is a predicted model, not a curated record. Bases 1 to 594 code for a protein of 197 amino acids. Lineage: Eukaryota; Fungi; Ascomycota; Eurotiomycetes; Chaetothyriales; Herpotrichiellaceae. The transcript has 3 exons.